AUGUAUUGUGCGUACCCUGUGCCUGGAGUGGCCACUAAUUCUUUGAUGUACUAUUACAAUGGGAAAACGGUCUAUGCACCCUCUCCAAGUUCUGAUGACUUCAACAGAGAGUCUCCAAGCUAUCCAUCCCCUAAACCACCCAGCAGUAUGUUUGCUAGCACUUUCUUUCUUCAAGAUGGCAGUCAUAACUCCUCAGAGCUGUGGAAUUCCUCCAAUGGAAUUGGUCAGCCAGGCUAUGGUGGAAUGAUGGGCAGUUCAUCAUCUCACAUGCCACAGUCAAAUAACUAUGGCAGCCUACAUGACCGUUUGAACUAUCCACCACAUCCGGUUUCACCAACAGAUAUAAAUGCCAGUCUUCCUCCAAUGUCCAGCUUCCAUCGGGGUGGCACCACAAGCUCCUCUUAUGUGGCAUCUUCUCACACACCUCCUAUCAAUGGAACAGACAAUCUCAUGGGUACAGGAAGCAGAGGCAAUGCAGCUGGUAGCUCACAGACUGGAGAUGCACUUGGAAAAGCUCUGGCAUCUAUUUAUUCUCCAGAACACACCAGCAGUAGUUUCCCAUCAAAUCCUUCAACACCAGUUGGGUCACCAUCUCCUUUGCCGGGUGCCAACCAGUGGUCUAGACAAGGGGGGCAAACACCGUCAUCUCCAAGCUAUGAAAAUUCUCUCCACUCCCUGGUAAGUGGGUUUGUAUUGUUGUUUUAUGGAAAGUGUGCUCUUAAAGUUCUUACAUUUUUCAUAGCUGUCCGUUUCUUUAGGAAGUCAGCC
Molecule: messenger RNA, 768 nt
Organism: Staurois parvus
Lineage: Eukaryota; Metazoa; Chordata; Amphibia; Anura; Ranidae
Source: the annotation of a GenBank genome assembly